Molecule: messenger RNA, 1701 nt
Organism: Suillus clintonianus
Lineage: Eukaryota; Fungi; Basidiomycota; Agaricomycetes; Boletales; Suillaceae
Exons: 11
Coding region: 1-1701 (566 amino acids)
Source: RefSeq, a predicted model, not a curated record
AUGCAACAAAUGGUACUGCCAGGAUUUCUUUAUCCUCCAAUCUUCGUCUUCGUACCAGCUGCAGGCGAAGUUGCGCAAUUAUCGUUCAAUAGUAUCGACGAGCCCUUCCAUGGCUUCUCCGAUCUUCUCUUUCUGGGGUAUGCCGCGCAUGAAGGGCAACUAUCGCCAAUCUAUUGGCCUCGAGAGCACAUCCAUCUCGCGGACGCAUCCCAUGCUGUCAUGAAUCAUAUAGGCUACCUGGCUACUGGCGGCGAUAAAAUAUAUGACAUCUACGAGAUACGGGAGAGCGGUUCGACCUUUCUCAGGAAUAUCAGUAGCUUGUUUUGUAAGGGCAAUGCAAUCAAAAGGGAGGCUUCUCCCAUCUGGACACUCGAUAUGCUCCAGAAAAUCCAUAACAUCCCGUUUCAUGAAGCCACUUUUCCAUUAGGGUUUCCGCCUCCUGCACCACCCCUCGUUAUCACGGUUGAGCACCCUCCGCAGCCUUUCUGUCUGGUAGCACCGACGUCGCCAUACCCGUCUCUGGAUGACGAUUACGAAUCUACAGGACGAGGCGUCACAGCAUCUAUAUAUGGCGCUACCACUGUCGAGGAAGGGGACAUCGUUAUCCCGAGUGCCCUUGAGGAUGAUGACUUCGCCGUUCAGGCGCCAUCCUUUCACCCAGAGCUCUCCUGGAUAGUGGAAUCUAGGCUGGAUAUCCUUGACAGUUAUCAGAAACAGUCGCUCCGAGUUUCGUUGGCAAAUUCAUAUUGGGGAAAGCCGUUUCAGCUGGGGAAAUGUCUUUAUUCAGGACACUUGUUGGUCGGGAUUCCAGAAAACCCGUUUGAUAUGCACCCCGCAUUCUCAAGGCAAUUGAUAACCACGUGUUUCAUCAGAGCAGUCCUUUAUUACAAUACAACGUUUGAAGCGCUACUUGGAGAACGGUUAAAGAUCAAGAACGCUGCUGAGAUCGAAAGUGAAGUGGGUUGGUCAUAUCUAAGGAACAAAGGACAGUUCAAGGACUCGUACAUAGAUUAUACUUCCGACCUGCGGAAGGUGGCAAGAGGUAGUGCGUCUCCACUGACUGGGUUUGUCGUCAGCGACGAGCAUAGAAACCAGAGGAUUCUUGAUUUGAUCAUUCUCCUCAACUCGGACAAUGUGCAUUGGAUUCAACAAGCAAUCAGUGAUCUUGUUACUACUCAGGCUUUUAAGGAGGUCCUAUGGGUCGCAUUGAUGCGACCUCUCCCUGAACUUGCUGAUGUCCAUGGACGGAUGGCGGAUUUAUUUCCUGGGGACAUUCAAGACUGGAAUGGCAAUCUACGAUGCAGUACUGUAUGCUCGCUCGUCAUACUAAUGUACCAGGCCUUUACUCAUGGUAUAAACGCGCAGCCGCAGUGUUACCUGAAAGCGCCCCAGCUACAUCCACGAGUCACAGCUGCUUGCAAUGAUAUGUAUAUGUGCCCAGAGCAGUUCCCUCUCUUCUCCGAAGCGAUCAAACAACUACCUUCCUUACGGGAAGUAAAUGUCUUCGGUAUGGAUACCAAGAACGGGGUCCCGAAAGUAACAAUAAUACAGGGAGUGAGGCGGGUGAAGACCUUGACCGAUAUUUCGCCCAUACAAAUCAAUAGCGCCCUGGAUUUCCAAGUUCCCUAUGCGCAGUUUUCAUUUCCGGCUCCCAGCCACCAUGUGGAGAUGCACAUCUCUCACUUCUGCACGAAGCCUUAA